AUGUAUGUUGUUUGGAAAAAGCUCCAAAGACUCCAACAUGUUAUAAGGAAGCUAAGCAGGCCUUACAAGGGUAUUACUCAGCAAAUUGAAAAAGCUAAAGAGCAUCUCAAGGUAGAUAAAACCAAUAUUAUUAAUGAUAGGAUGAAUAUGCAUUUAAUUGAGAGAGCUAAGGCUUGCAUCAUUGAGGUUAUCAAUAUAGAGGAGCAACUUCAUAAGCAAAAAUCCAAAGUUGAGUGGCUGAGGCUGGGAGAUGGCAACAAUGCCUACUUCCAUGCCUCUUUGAAAUCCAAGAGGAAGAAAAAUAAUAUAAGAAACAUUAUGAAUGAAAUAGGUACUAUGCUUUUUGAUCAGAAAGAGAUAGAAGAGGAAGUUCGUAAGUUAUAUUCUAACUUGGUUGGCACUGCAACAACUAAUUUGAAUAACAUUGAUAUUCUGGAAAUGAGAUCUGGUAAACAAAUUACUAUUAAACAAAGUGACUUAUUGACAACUUCAAUUAUUGAGGAAGAGAUUUUCAACAAUUUAAAAGGAAUAAGUGACCUGUCAGCCCCGAGAAUAGAUGCCUUUGGUUCCAAAUUUUUUAAAGCUACCUGGGAGAUUACCAAUAAGAGGUCAUGA
Messenger RNA from Vicia villosa (hairy vetch), 615 nucleotides. RefSeq lists its product as uncharacterized. The coding region runs from base 1 to 615 and encodes 204 amino acids. The record is from RefSeq and is a predicted model, not a curated record. The transcript has a single exon. NCBI's taxonomy places the organism in Eukaryota, Viridiplantae, Streptophyta, Magnoliopsida, Fabales, Fabaceae.